Messenger RNA from Canariomyces notabilis, 1139 nucleotides. RefSeq names its product carbohydrate-binding module family 52 protein. The coding region runs from base 168 to 911 and encodes 247 amino acids. Lineage: Eukaryota; Fungi; Ascomycota; Sordariomycetes; Sordariales; Chaetomiaceae. The transcript has 3 exons. The record is from RefSeq and is a predicted model, not a curated record. Gene Ontology annotation, molecular function: carbohydrate binding.
UACCUUACGCACCCCCUGCCCUUUCUGCCUAGAACAGAUAAGCAAUCAAUGCUGUUGACGUUGCCCCAACAUAAAUUCCUCAAAGUCUAGCCGCUGAUGUUGACCUCAACAUGGCGCUCUAAAAUAUCCCACAGCGACUGAGGUCCCACAGAACCCGUCCUCUGACAAUGGUACUCCUCCCAUUGCUCCUCUGCUCAGCGUGGCCCGCGGCAGGUCAGUUGGAACAGAUUCAGACCUGCGGCAGCGUUCCCUAUUACCCAUCCGACUACCGAUGCUAUGACGACCACGCUCUCUGCCCCAACCUCGACGGGCAUCCCACCCUGCCCUGCGGCGGCGCCUGCUAUAGCCCAGACAUGUACCAAUGCAGCGAGGAGGGCCAGCUGAGCCUGCUCCCAACCGCAAACGCCGGCAGCACGCCCUUCAAGCUCGAGGUACACAGCUCAAACUCGGCCCUCAAUUCCAAACCCGUCAAAGUGUGCAAUUUGCAGUUCCAGACUGGUGCGGAUGCACACACAUGCGUCUACUGCUACAACGCGCCGCCGAUGUACGUCUGUGAGUCGUACCAUAACGAGACUGUGCUGUUGCCGUCGGGAUACAUGUCGGUCGAUGUUCCGGGCGGUCAAGCCUGGUUCGUCGAACCCGAUACGGGCAAGCUCAAGACCACAGCGGCAGGUAAAGCCGGUGGCAGCGGGAGAGAACACGCCGGCAAGAAUGUCACAAUCUACCAAGAAGGAUACUUCUCGUUUAGCGGAUCGAGUCACUGGCUUGCGUGCAAGGAGCCAGGUUUGGGGCAGCUCUUCAGUAUUUUCGCCCCUAUCGGCAAUAACACCAACCGGGGCGAGUGCGAGAAGGUCAAGUUGGUUGUGGUUUCGACCACCGACCCAAAGGAAGGCGCGUAUGCUUAUACAUGAACACGGGUCUGGCCCUAAAUAGGUAGUGAGAACAGUUCCGGGGUAGGAGUCUGAGGCAUCAGCAUAGGGACGGGAUGUAACGUUUGAAGAGCAACUUGAAGCUAUCCCUGCUUGCUACCGGUUGUUCGAGACCUGGGGUGCCCAGUUGACUACCUACUAAGAGCAUCUUCACCGUGAUGUUGCCAUCAGAGAUGGAUCGUGUCGACCUAGACAAUAAUUCCAACCGCU